CCGCCCCCUGCUCUUAAAGUCCGGGAGACGGCCACCGCCAUUCGGCUUCACCGAGGCGAUACUCUGUGCUGCCGGCUCUCACCGCCGUCAUGGCUCUUCUCCGAGGUGUAUUUGUCGUCGCUGCUAAGCGGACACCGUUUGGAGCGUAUGGGGGUCUUCUGAAAGACUUCACAGCUACCGACUUGACCGAAUUCGCUGCCAGGGCGGCCUUGUCUGCUGGCAAAGUAUCACCUGAGACUGUCGACAGCGUCAUUGUAGGCAAUGUCAUGCAGAGCUCUGCAGAUGCUGCGUACCUGGCCAGGCAUGUCGGCCUGCGUGUGGGUAUCCCAAAAGAGAUCCCGGCCCUCACUCUUAAUAGGCUCUGCGGCUCUGGUUUCCAGUCCGUUGUGAGUGGAUGUCAGGAAAUUUGUGUUAAAGAUGCUGAAGUUGUAUUGUGUGGAGGAACUGAAAACAUGAGCCAGGCUCCCUACUGUGUCCGGAAUGUGCGUUUUGGAACCAAGUUUGGAUCAGAUCUCAAGCUGGAAGAUUCUUUGUGGGCAGGAUUAACAGAUCAGCAUGUCCAGCUCCCCAUGGGAAUUACUGCAGAGAAUCUUGCUUCAAAACAUAACAUAAGCAGAGAAGACUGUGACAAAUACGCCCUGCAGUCACAGCAGAGGUGGAAAGCUGCUAAUGAUGCUGGCUACUUUAACAAUGAGAUGGCACCAAUUGAGGUGAAGACAAAGAAAGGAAAACAGACAAUGCAGGUAGAUGAGCAUGCUCGGCCCCAAACGACCCUGGAGCAGUUAACCAAGCUUCCUCCGGUGUUCAAGAAAGAAGGAACCGUUACUGCCGGGAACGCAUCGGGUGUGUCUGAUGGUGCUGGAGUUGUUAUCAUUGCUAGCGAAGAUGCUGUUAAAAAGCAUAACUUCACACCACUGGCAAGAAUCGUGGGCUAUUUUGUGUCCGGAUGUGAUCCCUCUAUCAUGGGUAUUGGUCCUGUCCCCGCUAUCAAUGGGGCACUGAAGAAAACAGGACUGAGCCUUAAGGACAUGGAUUUGGUAGAGGUGAAUGAAGCUUUUGCUCCCCAGUACUUGGCUGUUCAGAAGGGUUUGGAUCUUGAUCCAAGUAAAACCAAUGUGAAUGGAGGAGCCAUUGCUUUGGGUCACCCACUGGGAGCAUCUGGAUCAAGAAUCACCGCACACCUGGUUCAUGAAUUAAGGCGCCGGGGCGGGAAAUACGCCGUUGGAUCGGCUUGCAUUGGAGGAGGCCAAGGCAUCGCAGUCAUCAUUGAGAGGACAGCCUGAGAGCGCGGAGCCCGCCACGGCCACUCUGACUGUGCUUGGCCAGGCCAGGGUGACCCAGGGACCUUGAGAGCAGCUGCAGGAGAGGCUGCCACUGGAAGUGACGUGAGUUUCACCAAGGACAGUAAGGCAGAGGAGUUCGCCUCGUGAUUAAGAGCUUGUGUCAGAAUAAGUGCCCACAGAUUCACAUCAACUGUGAUGCAUUUCUGAACGAAAAUCCAACUACAGAAGGCCUUCAGAGGAACUGUAUCCUUUCCAAAGAAGCACCCCUUACGCCUUAGGAGACGUGAUCACAGGGAAAUUGAAUAAAUAUUGCCUUAAACUCA
Pteronotus mesoamericanus is the source of this 1606-nucleotide messenger RNA. It is a transcript of the gene ACAA2, whose product is annotated as acetyl-CoA acyltransferase 2. Lineage: Eukaryota; Metazoa; Chordata; Mammalia; Chiroptera; Mormoopidae. Gene Ontology annotation, cellular component: mitochondrion. The transcript has 10 exons. The record is from RefSeq and is a predicted model, not a curated record. Gene Ontology annotation, molecular function: acyltransferase activity, transferring groups other than amino-acyl groups. Bases 90 to 1283 code for a protein of 397 amino acids.